CCUAGGAACAACACUGGUUCUAGUGUUCUGUGAUUUAAGCGUAUCGUGUGGAUGCAUGUGCUUUUGUACUUUUUCUAACCUCAAAAUAUAAUUAAUAAAGUUUUUAAUAACUGGAAAUUUUCGAUUUAAUUAUAUUGAUUCAAUUGGUAAUGGUAUAGCUUGAAAAUAUUGGGUUUGAAAGAUGAAGGUUGAUAAAUUUGAGGCAUCUGAUUUUCAAUCGGAUAGUAAUGAUUCAAAUAGCGAAGAAGAUAUUCUUAAUAAACCAUUUUCAAUGAAACUUAAACGAAAAUAUGAAGAUAUUCCAACAGACGCUCCAAAAUCGAAGAAGAAAAACAAAAAUGAUUUAUAUAAGCCUCCCACUGUAGAAGAACUUAAUAAUUUACGUGAAACAGAAAAUUUAUUUAAUAAUAAUCUAUUCAGACUACAAAUUGAUGAACUGCUUAAUGAAAUAAAAAUCAAAGCAAAAAGAUCAAAUAAUCUAGAAAAUUGGAUCAAAAACUUUAAAUCUUGUCUCGAAAAACUACCUCCAAAUGAAGCAGUACUAUCAGAUUUACUAAAUUUGAAGAAUAAAAAAGGUAAAUUAUUGAAAAAUCUAGUAAAUUAUAAAAUUUUGUUCAAAACUGAUCAAGAUCUUACAUUAAAAUUUGUGAAACCUGAAGAAAUACAAUGUUUUGGUUUAUUUGAAAAUAAAUGUUUACCUGGACCAAAUAUAACAUUGAAUAUUAAUUUAACCAUGCCUAAAAGCUGCUUUUUAAUAAAGGACUACCUAAAUAACAGAUAUUUCGUUAAAAAAUACUAUUAUAUACUGUAUAUUGCUGAAUAUUUAAAAAAAUGUAAUCUGACAUCAAAUUUAAAAAUAUCUUUUUAUGAAAAUAACCAUUUAUUUCCUAUUAUUGAAUUAAUACCAAAAGAUACAGAUAAAACUACGGUUUUAAUAUUGGUUACGCCUUCUCAGGACACCUUCAAGCCUUUAAGAUUUUUACCACAACAAAAUAAUUGCAAAAUAGACCUUUUUAAUGCUGAAUUGGAUGCUGAAAUAUUAAAAAACACCCCUACUAUAUUUUAUAACAGUUUAUUGGCACAUGAUGUGACAUUAUACUCUAAUAAUACAUUUUUAAAUAAGCUACUUAUGGACCAAAGGAACAUACAAGAUGGUAUAAAACUUUUAAAUGUUUGGUUAAAACAAAAGGAGUUGAAUAUUGGAAUUGGGUCUUUUACAGAAAAUUUAAUAAUUUAUAUAAUAGCAUAUCUACUUCAUAAGAAGAAAAUAAACAAGUUUAUGUCAUCUUACCAAAUAGUUCGAAAUUUUUGGAACUUUUUAACUACAAUCGAUUUAUUAAAUGAACCCAUAAGUAUAGGAGAAACUACACAAGAUAUUUUGAAAAGUUUUAAAGAACAUUACAGUGUUGCUAUUUUAGAUAAAACAGGAUGUUAUAAUGUAGCAUCAUAUCUCAGUUCAGAAAUCUACAAAAAAGUUAAAUUAGAAAGCCAGGCUGCUUUGAAUAAUUUAGAUAAUAAUCAAAAUAACAGUUUUUAUAAGCUAUUUUUAUCUAAAUGUCCAUUUCAUCUUCAGUAUGAUGUUAUAAUAGAUUUGACAAAAUCUGUGCCACUGGAGACGUCUUGGAAUAUUACACAAAAAGAAAAGUGCUUGUAUAUAGGUUAUAAUAACUUAUUAACUUAUGAUUUUAUAAAUAAAACUCUUCAAAAUGGUUUGGGCAAGAGGAUUUUAAAUAUUGUACCAAGAAUAGAGACAGAAGAUGGUAUUUUAAAACGAUUGCUUUUUGGAAUUAACUUAAAUCCUGAUGAAGCUUUCAAUUUUCUGGAAAAAGGUCCUGCUUUAAAUGAUUUUCAAAAUGCUGCUAUUUUUAGAAAUUUCUGGGAGGAACUGGCUACUGAUAGGAGAUUUAAAGAUGGAUCUACAAAUGUUGCUGUGUACUUUAAAACAAACACCAUUAAAUCGAAGAGAAAUAUAAUUAUUAGAAUUUUAAAUUUCAUUUUGGAAGGCAAACUAAAGCUUAAACAUAAAAUACACUAUAAUGAAUUUGAAGAUAUACUGAUUUCUAAAAGAUUAGUACCUUCUUAUCCCAGCGGAACAAAUGAAGAAACUUCUUUGAAAAUAAUUUUGGCUGCCAAUGAACUCAGUAAGAAGUUAAGGGAGUUGAAUAUUUCGUUGAAGAUAACUGGUGUUCAAGGAGUGUCUGAUGCAUUUGCUUAUUCAGAAGUGUUCCCACCCAUACCUUCCAAUUUUAAGGUUAAUUCCAACACUACAACAAUAGAAGGAGAAAACAUAACAUUCAAAUCUGAUGAGAAGCUUGAUUAUGUGCCACGGUACAUUCGACCAAUCGAAUCAGUGCUUCACCUUGAACACAGUUCAAAAUGGCCCAAUAAUUUAGAAGCGUUACGUCACAUCAAAUCAUCUUUUUAUUUGGAGAUAUCAAAAUUGUUAAAAUCUAAUCACAAAUUAUUGACACACCCGUGUAGAAAUUUUUUAGACGUGUUUUUUGAAGGGAUAGUUUUUAGGUAUAAAAUUUUCGUUCCAAAAGAAGUAGGAUUGGCUAAAAAAACCGAGACUGGAGAUGGUUUAACUUCGUUUAAAGAAUCUGAGGAAAGUUUAAAUUUAGACAUUUCUUUAAAUAUAUUGCCUAAAGUUAUGGGCGCUCUUAGGGGAGUGCAGUCUUUAUACCCUAGUUACGGCCCUGGUACAUGUUUAAUAAAACGUUGGUUAAGAGUACAUUUGAUAGAUGAUGAUCAUAUUUCGGAUAUUGCUAUUAACUUGUUAAACGCGUCUUUAUAUUUAAAUGAUAGUUUAAUACCUAAUACUCCACAAAUUUCAUUUUUAAGAUUCUUAAAAUUCAUUUCUGAAUUAGAUUGGAACUUGCAUCUAGUUAUAGUUAAUUUUAAUAAUGAUUUAACUUGUGAAGAAAUAUCUAAAGUUGAGUCUGAAGUACAAAAUAACAGAAUUUCAUAUCCAAAUCUGUUCAUUUUAACUCCAUACGAUCGGAGUUUAUCAAUUUUCACUAGAAAUUUUCCAUCUAAAGAAAUUUUAAAUAGAAUCAAACAAUUGGCCUUAGAAAGUUUAGCUUUUCUAGAUGAGAUUAUCGUAGGUCAAAAUAAUGUUGGUAUUAAGGAAUUGUUUAUUCCAAACUUUGACGGUUACAACGUUUUGAUACACUUGAGACGUUCUUAUAAUCCAAAACGUUAUGAAGAAAUAUCUUUUUCUAAUGUAAAUCGCAUAGUUGUUGAAAAAUAUAAACAUUCAGAUGAAGAUAAAAUACCUAUUGUAGAUUUUGACCCUGUUAAGAAGUAUUUAAUAUAUUUAAGGAAAAAUUACGGAAAAUAUGCUAUAUUCUUUCACGACAGUUAUGGAGGAAACGUAAUAGGUGUUCUAUGGCGUCCCAAAGUAUUUGAGAAGUCAGAUUUUAAAGUUAGUAACGUUAACGCAGGGAAAAUUGUCGGUGAAAAAGUUAUUUUUAAUACAGAUGCGGUUAUUGAAGAUUUCUACAUUUUAGGGAAAGAUUUAAUUAAAACUAUUGAAAUAAGAUAGACGUUUUUUG
Molecule: messenger RNA, 3554 nt
Organism: Psylliodes chrysocephalus
Lineage: Eukaryota; Metazoa; Arthropoda; Insecta; Coleoptera; Chrysomelidae
Source: the annotation of a GenBank genome assembly